AUGAAUAAUAAUAAUAAUAAUAAUAAUAAUAGUAAUAAUAAUAAUAAUAGUAAUAAUAAUAAUAAUGGUAAUAGUAAUAAUAACUUCUUUUCGGGUAAAGGAAAUGCCUUAUCAGCUUACCAAAAUAAAAUCUUAAAUAUCAAAAGUAAUAAUAAUAAUGCUCACCAUUUUGUAAAUAAAAAUGUUCCGACUUAUUCUCCCCCCAAUAUUAUUAUGGCAAAUAAGAAAGGCGGAAAUUUUAACAACACAUCAGGAAAUAUAAUCAAUAGAUAUAAUGUAGAAAAUAAUAAUCAUCGGAAUACUUAUCAUCCUAGUAACAAUAAUACUAGGAAUAGUGUUAAUUUUUUAAAUAAAAAUAUAUUAUAUGGUAAUAACAACAAUAAUAAUAAUAAUAAUAAUAAUAUAAAUAUAACAAACAUUAGUAAUAAUAAUAAUAAUAUAAAUAUAACAAACAUUAGUAAUAAUAAUAAUAAUAUAAAUAUAACAAACAUUAGUAAUAAUAAUAAGCAACCCAUUUCGUCUAAUCAGCAUCCAUAUCAACAAAAACAAUCACAUCAUCAUAAUAAUAGUAUUAAUUAUAAUGAAUAUAUGGAUGAAAAAAAUAUGAAUACUUCUCAAAGUAUAUUUAAAAAUAUGACGAUACAAAGAAAUUCACAACAAUUUAAUACAUCCGAUUUUGUUAAUAAUAUAAAUAUUAUGAACGCACCACAUAUCAAUGAACAUAGCAAUAUAUACAAACGUAAUAGUUUAAAUAUUGUAAAUAAUGCACAUAUUAUAUCUAAUAAUAUGAAUAUACAAAGCAACCGAAAUAGUAAUAUAUCUUUUCCACAAAAUAUGAAUGCAAAUAUAGGAGGGUUAAAAAAUUCAAACCAUAAUUUAAAUAAUAUAGAAAUGAAAUACAACACAUUAAACAAUAAUAUGAAUAGUAUAAAUAAAAAUACAAAUAUUACUAAUGUUGGAACAUUAAAUAUUCAAAUGAAAAAUAAUCCUAUGAAUGUUAAUAUAAAUCAAAAUAAUUAUAAUACGGAUUUUUAUGUAAAUGAAAAUAAAGUAAAUUCGAAAAACAAAGAAAAUAAUAAUAACCAUAUAAAUAUUGAAAAAAUGAAUUAUAUUAAAUCAAAUGUAUAUCUAGAUAAUACGUUAGUUCAAGUAAAUUCAAAUAAUAAUUAUAAUAUGGAUAAGAAUAUAUUGAAUAAUAAUAAUAAUACAUAUAUAAUAAAUGAUAAGAAGAAUUCGACUGUAAAUAAUAAUAUAACUAAUAUGGAUAAUAAUUUGGUUCCUGGUGUUAUGUCUUCUAUGAAUAUACCAGAUGAUAUAAAAAAGCGAAAGAAAAAGGAAAGAAAAAAAAAUGAAAAUAUAUAUAAUAAUAGAAAUAAGAGUAGUAUUAAUACAGAAGAACAUAAUAAUAAUAUUAUAGAUGUUGCAAACCAAAAUAGUGAACAUUUUUUACAAAAUAACAAGCAAUAUGGUAAUAUUACAAAUAUACAAAAUAAUAAUUUAAGUCAUGAUAUGAAUAAUUAUUCAAUUAACAAUUCUACAACAUCAGAUGUUAUAGGUAUUGUAGAAUUAUAUAAAAAUUCGUUAAGUAGUAAAGCAGUAAACAAGAAAAAGUCCAAAUUGAUUAAAGACGUUAUAGACGAUAAUAAAAAAAGAAAUAAAAAAGAAAAAAAAAAAACCAUUCCAAAUAAUGAUUCCAUAAUAAAUGAUAUGAAUAAAAAUAAAAAUGUUGAAUUAUUAAAUGAAACACAAAUAUUUGAUAAUAAAAAUUAUGAUAAAAAUAAUGACAUACAUAAUAAUAUUUAUAAUAGUAAUGAUAAUAAUUUAAUUCAUAACAAAAAUAAUGUGAAUAAUGACCAUACAAAUAUUAAAGAAGCAAAUAAUAACAAUAAUAGAAAAUCUGAACAUUCAGAAAAAAAUAAAGACGUACAUAAUUAUUAUUAUGCUAAUAAUUAUCAAUGUAUAACGGAUGAAAAAAAUAAUAAGCAAUAUAUUUUAUGGAAUAAUAGAACUAUAGAAGUAACAUUUGUAUGGUUAUUUAUAACUAAAGAGUUUAAUGAAAAUAGAAAGAAAUAUACAGCUUUUUUGCCUUAUCUAAAACAUUUCUAUCCAAAUAGAUUAAAGGAUUUAAUUGAACAGUUAGAAAAAUAUUCACUUUUGAAAUUUAAUUAUAUUAUGCAUAGCUCCUACAACAUGCAGGAGGAAUAUAACAAGAAUAAAGAACCCAACAACAUCAAUAGUAAUGAUAAUAAUAAUAAAAAUGAUGAUAAUAAUAAUAAUAAUAAUAAAAAUGUUGAUGGUAAUAAUAAUAAUAAUAAUAAUAUCAAUUCUAACGAUAAAGAGGUUCUAAUGAAUGGUAUGUUACUUUCAGAUAAAUCUACAUUAAAUUCGAAUAAACAAAUAGACAAUACUCUUAUUAAUAAUAUAAAUAGCGGUUUUAAUAAUAUUAUAAAAAACAUGAGUAUUGAUGAUAAUACUAUAAGAAGUAUUAUGGACAAUAUAGAAAAUAUUACAAAGGGGAAAAAGAAGGGAAGAAAAAAAAAACAAACAUUAGAAAAUAAUGGUGAUAACAUUAAAGAAGAUAUAAAAAGUAGUAAAAAGGACAAGAAAAAGGAUAAUAUUAAUGAUAAUAAUAAUGAUAAUAAUAAUGAUAAUAAUAAUGAUAAUAAUAAUGAUAAUAAUAAUGAUAAUAAUAAUGAUAAUAAUAAUGAUAAUAAUAAUAAUAAUAACAAUAAUAACAAUAAUAACAAUAAUAACAAUAAUAACAAUCAUAACAAUCAUAAUGAUAAUAAAAAUAAUCAGGGUGAUUCAAAAAAUGAACAAGAAAAGAAAAAAAAAACCAGACAAUAUAGAAAGAAAAGUAAAAUAACAAACGAUGAUAAUAAUGAAAAGAUAAAACAAGAUAAUAUAAAUUCCAACAAUCCAAAAAAUGAUUUAAAAAACAAUGAAAUUAUAUGUAGUGAAGAGAAAAAUAUGAAAGAGGAUAACAUUCCUGAUGAUACACAUUAUAAAGAAAAAAGAAGAAAUACUUUUAAUUUAUUUAACUUAGAUGAAGGUACUAUAAACAUGGAUCUAUUCAAUUUGUCGUUGUUAGAAAAUGAUGAUGCCUUAAAUAAAAAGGAAAAUGAUAUGGUAUCAAAAUCGAAUAUACCUUCCUCCUUUUCAUCACCCCCCAAAGAAACUAAUAAUAAAAAUGACAUAGACAAAGAACAAAGUGACAAACAUAAUAAUGUUCAAGAGUUUCAGAAUUUAAAUAUGAACAAUGAAAAAUCAAAAGAUUUGUAUUUUAAUAAGAAUGAUAUCGAUAAUAAUGAUAAUAAAGAUAAAAUAAUAAAUGAAACAAGCUCAGGAACAUUUAUGCAGAACCUAAAGGAAACGUUUUAUGAAAAGACAAAAGCAAUGUUUUCGAAUUUAUUAUCCGAUACAAAAAUAAGUAAAGAUGACGAAUUAAAUAAUGAGGUAGAUCAAAAUUGUGUAAAAACAUCAAGUGGUAUAUUAAAUAAGGAAGAAAAUAAUAAAAAGGAAGACGAUGAAAAACAUUUUGAUGAUAACACAAAUGAACAAAAAAAAAAUGUGGACAAUGGGGAAUAUAACGAAAUGACUGCAGAACCAGGAAGAAAAAAGAGAAAAAAGGAUGUGCUAGAAAGGAAGAAAAAAAAUCUGAAUAAAGAAAUUAUAAAGAGUGAAAAACGAAUACGAAAAUAUAGGACUAAAAAAAUGUUAUUGAAGGAGGCUAUGGAAAAAGGUAUAUCCAACAAUAUUGUUGAAAGUAAUAUAACAGCAAAUAAUAAUAAUGAUAAUAAUAAAAAUAAUGAUAAUGAUAAUAAUAAUAAUAAUAAUGAUAAUAUUAUUAAUAAUAAUAAUAAUAAUGGUGAUAUGUUUUCUAAUUCGUAUGAUAAUUCAUAUAUUAAGGAAAAUAAAUAUAAUAAGAAAUUGUGCUUCCCACAAAAUAAUUUAUUAAGUGAUUUCAGGAGUGAACCAAUAAUAAUACAACAAGAUAAAAGAAAAAUAAUAAAAAUAAAUACCAUAAAUAAAAUAAAAAGAAAAUAUAAGAAAUUCCGUUUCUGUAUAAAUAAAGUUUUUAAAAAAAAAAGUAUAAAUGAUAUUAUUGCAUUAAAUGAAAACAUACAUAAAAAUAAAGAUUUAUUAACUCUAUUUAAAAAGAAAGAUCUUGCUAAUUUAAAGAAAAAAAAUUUAUCUUUUUUUAUGGAUACAUUAAAACUUGAAAAAAUUGAUAUGUUAAUAAUGAAGAGAAUACAAAUGUGUUUAGAAAAAAUCAAAAAUACUCUCCUUCUUACAUGUACAAUUAAUAAUGUUCAAGAAAUUGUGAACAUUUUGAAAAAGGCUUUUGAAAAGAGGUUAUAUUUAAUGUGGCCUCUAAUUGAAUUUUCUAACAAAUAUAGAUUAGAUCAGUAUUUUCAUUUACUUGGUAAAAAUAAAAAUCAUAUCAACUCGUCUUUUAAGGAUACAAAGCUUUUCGUUCAUCAGAAUAUAAGCUCAUUAAUCCUAUAUUUUAAUCAACGAUCUAUGGACGACAAAUGGGUCGAAUAUUUGAAAAGUCAAAUGAAACCAAAACGUCGGAGGAGGAAAACAAAAAUGAAGGAGCAAUUUUUGGAAGACAAACCAAUAGAUUACUUGAAUACUAUGAACAGUCAGCAUUCGAACAAUUUUAUUGGGGAAAAUUUUAGCGAAAUUGAGACUGUGGAAUCUAAGGCCAACGAAUACGCAUUUGUUGGUUAUAAUCAAAAGAGGUUGUUAACCCAAAUAACACCAUAUGAUUAUAGAGUUGUUUUAAAUUCCAAUUUUUGUAAUAAAUUUUUUACCCCGAAUUGGAGAGAGCAACAAAGCAUUUUUAUAGACAAUCUUCAUUUCGAUAUGGUACCCGACACUGAUGAAAUAAAAAAACAUUUUGAGAAUGUGUACAUAAGAUAUAUGGAAUAUGAUGAGGAGAAAUUAAGAAGCAAAUCAGAUACUAAAUCUAAAGAGCACAAAAAAAAAGAUAAAAAAUAUAAAAUGUUAUUUAAAAAAAAAGAAGGAAAAGGUAAACCUGGAAGGAAAAAAAAAAUAAAAUUGGAAAUUGAAAAUGUGUCUAACGAAAUAAAAAUUAAAAAACCCAGAAAAAAAUAUGAAAGAGUGAAACCAAGAAAAAGUAAGAAUGCUAUGAUGAAUGAAGAAAAAAGUGGAAAUUCUGAGAAGCAAAUAAAUAAUGUAUUAAAUGUUACAAAUAUUGAAAAUAAACAUAAAUCUAAAAAAGGAAGAAAACCAAAAGAAAGUAAUUUGAAUAAUUUAAAUAUUAAUGAAGAUAUAAAUGUCGCCAAAGCUAGUCCUGAUACCUUACAUAGAGCAUCCUUAGAAUUUAUGAAUCCUAAUUUAUUUACAUAA
This is a messenger RNA of Plasmodium falciparum 3D7, 5379 nucleotides long. RefSeq lists its product as uncharacterized. The record is from RefSeq and is a predicted model, not a curated record. NCBI's taxonomy places the organism in Eukaryota, Apicomplexa, Aconoidasida, Haemosporida, Plasmodiidae.